UGAACCAAGCUACACGCGCAGGCGCAGUGGACAUUUUGACGACUGCACUGAGCAAACAUGGCGGCGGCCGUAGAUAGUGUUGUGCUCGGUGAGCAGUACUAUAAGGAUGCUAUGGAACAGUGCCACAGCUAUAAUGCUCGUUUGUGUGCUGAGAGGAGCAUCCUUAUGCCUUUCAUCGACUCUCAGACGGGUGUUGCUCAAAGCAACUGCUACAUCUGGAUGGAGAAGAGACACAGGAGUGCAGGCAUGGCUCCUGGGCAGCUGUAUAGCUAUCCAUCUCGACGCUGGAGGAAGAAACGACGGUCCCACCCUCCCGAGGACCCCCGUUUGGCCUUCCCCCCUGUCAAAGCAGCAGAGCUGGAGCUGGGUCUGAAACGGGAUGCCGUGGGAGCGGUGGACGGCAGCAGCCUGGAGGCUUUGCUGAAGGGGGAGCCCCUGGAGAGGAGGGGCCCGCCGGACCCCCGGGCCCCGGAAGACAACCCAGCCACACCUGAACCUGUGGCUGCCAUGGUCUCCAGCCACACCUCCUCUGGACGCAUCCGCAAGAGGGUUCUGGACCACGAUGACUACCUGGAUGAUCUGGAUGAUGAGGACUUUGAGGAUGAGACCCCCAAGAGACGAGGGAAGGGCAAGUCCAAGGGUCGUGGAGUGGGAAAUGGAAAGAAGAAAAUGGAGGCAGCCGCUGCAGCCUUGGAGGAGCAGGACAAACCAUACGCCUGUGACAUCUGUGGGAAGCGCUACAAGAACCGUCCGGGCCUGAGCUACCACUACACACACUCUCAUCUGGCGGAGGAAGAGGGGGAAGACAGAGAGGAGAUAGAGUCCCCCCCCCCCCGGCGCCAGCCUGAGGUGCACAAGACCCCUAAGAAAGGCCCUAACGGUCUGGCCCUGCCCAACGACUACUGCGACUUCUGUCUGGGAGACUCCGCCCACAACCAGAAGACCGGCCAGUCAGAGGAGCUGGUGUCCUGCUCAGACUGCGGACGCUCUGGUCACCCGUCCUGCCUGCAGUUCACAGAUGUGAUGAUGGCAGCUGUGAAGACGUACCGCUGGCAGUGUAUUGAGUGCAAGUGCUGCAACGUCUGUGGUACCUCAGAGAACGACGUGAGUGCUGCUCCACCUCUGCCUUUUCAUACUUCUCUUUCUCUUUGUCUCCUCACACACUGCUUCUGUUUCUCUGUCUGUCAGGACCAGCUGCUGUUCUGUGAUGACUGUGAUCGAGGAUACCACAUGUACUGCCUCAACCCUCCUAUGACUGAGCCCCCAGAAGGUAGUUGGAGUUGUCACCUUUGCCUGGUGCUGCUUAAGGACAAGGCAUCCAUAUACAAGCAGCAGAGCCCCACCACAGAGGAUGAAUAGGGGUUAGUUAUUAGUAUCUUUGGGGCCACCCCAGAGUAACCCACCCUGCCCUCAGCCAGGGGUCCCCACCAUACCACCCCACACAACGACAGUAAGCCCUCACACCCUGGUCCACACCCCUUCAAUGACCAGGAGCUAGGGUCUGGGUCUGAUUGGGGACUGGAAAGGAGGGAGUCCUCUCACCACAACCCUGUCGGCAAGCCCCACCCCUUCCCACCUCUCCUCCUAUCAUGGCUGUUAUCUCCCCUGGACUGUUACACACUCUGCAGAGACUACCAUUACCACUGUCUCUACAGAGUUCAUGUUAGAAAGAAAGGAUUAGCACCUCACGCUAACUAUUCCCCAACUCCCCCCCUCUCCUUUAUAUGGUGUGGACUGCUAAGACAGGCAGUGUGCUUAAUUUGUUGCCAAAUUAUCUAUUUUUACUUGUUCAAAAAAUAACCAAGUGUAUUGAUUUAUGGAUUUCAAAAUAUGAUCACGUGGUUGAGGGAUAUUAAUAGUAGACUUUUGUAGUGAAGUUUUGUCUGUGUACUUCUUUUGGAUGUUUUUAAAAACAUUUAUCUCAAAGGUUUUCCUGCAACAACAAAAAAAA
Salvelinus sp. IW2-2015 is the source of this 1951-nucleotide messenger RNA. RefSeq names its product zinc finger protein ubi-d4. The record is from RefSeq and is a predicted model, not a curated record. Gene Ontology annotation, molecular function: transcription coactivator activity; histone H3K4 methyltransferase activity; histone binding. Gene Ontology annotation, biological process: positive regulation of transcription by RNA polymerase II. Lineage: Eukaryota; Metazoa; Chordata; Actinopteri; Salmoniformes; Salmonidae. Gene Ontology annotation, cellular component: MLL3/4 complex.